UCAGUGGGAGCUUGUUGGUGCAGACACGGACAUCCACUGUGCUUUUCUUGGAGAGUUGUCUGCUUCACAUGUUCGGAUGGAUUCCAGGGUGAAAGGGGAAGACUCAGAGGAAGUGGAGAUUGACUUGGAGGACUCCAGUGACUCUGAAGACUUUGAUAAUGGGGAGGAACCUCAGAUGCUGUGGAGGGCCUAUCCUGCUCAUGAGGAAGAGGACAGCAUUCAUACUUCUACGCUCGUGGAAAUCAGCGACACCAAGCCUCUGAUUAACGUCAGGGACCCCCGAGAUAUCAAUGACUGCCUCAAGGUAACGUUUGAGGAUGUGAUUGCUGAGCCAGUGUCAUUGCGCAGUGGCGACAGAGUUUGGAUCUGGAGCCACGCCCUGUUUGAGGUGUGCAGGGUUUGGAUCUACAGGGUCGUCACUGUGCUGCUGGCCAUUCCCAUGUCGGUGAUCUCUGGCCUCCUCUUUGCCAUCCUCAGCUGUUUCCACAUCUGGAUGGUGAGUCCCUGUGUCCAGUGUACUCGUAUGGGCACCCGCUGGCUGCAGAGCCUAUGGAGCAUCGUGCUGGGCAUCAUUGUGCGUCCCUUGUUCACGAGCGCUGGGAGAUGCUGCGCAGGCUUCAGCAUCCACCUGGCCGAAGAAUGACACGCACAUUCUUUACUACGUUAUUCAUACAGGACAUGAGGAUUUAUGAAGGACAUAUAAUCUCAGAGCGUGAUUUUUAAAGAGGAUGUGAGUUAAUAUCCCAUGAUACAAACUGAGCUACACAAUAACUUCUGUUACAGUGGCUGAGAUUUUUGUGAAGCAUGCAGCACUUUUACUUAUUUCAAAAUGGGGCUAUGUUUCUUAGAGUUUGAACUCAUUUCAGCAGAAUUUGUUAUGUUAAUUGAUUGUACUUCGUUCACUUGUUACAACAUUUUGGUUUGGUGUUAUAUUUUCCUGCAUUUUUUGAGUUUACCUCAAGAAGCAACAACUAUCAGGACAUUGCUUUGAUUACUUUGGUCACUCAUUUUAAACCUAGAAUAGAAAAGAACAACCAGUUAUAAUAAAUGUGUUUUUCUGGGAAGAAAUGACAACAAGAGACAUUUUUUACUGUUUGAAAUGAUAUGAGCUCUGAACACUUAACAUA
This is a messenger RNA of Pleuronectes platessa (European plaice), 1127 nucleotides long. It is a transcript of the gene cav4a, whose product is annotated as caveolin 4a. The transcript is spliced from 3 exons. The coding region runs from base 77 to 643 and encodes 188 amino acids. Lineage: Eukaryota; Metazoa; Chordata; Actinopteri; Pleuronectiformes; Pleuronectidae. Gene Ontology annotation, biological process: caveola assembly. Gene Ontology annotation, cellular component: caveola. Gene Ontology annotation, molecular function: molecular adaptor activity. The record is from RefSeq and is a predicted model, not a curated record.